AUGUGGAUUCUCAUCGCAACCUUUUCUUCUCUCUUCCUCUGCUCAAACACAGAAGAGUUGUCCCUUGCAGAGGGGACUCCUUGUUCAAAGUAUCAAGUGGCUUUCAACCAUUCAUGCUAUGAGAUUGUGAGGCUCCAGCGCUCUUUCGCGAACGCCCAGAGCUGGUGCGAGAGAGGAGGGGGCCAUCUGGUCUUUAUUGAAAAUGAAGAAACUCAAAAGUUCUUGGAGGACCAGAUCACAGAGGAUAAGGAAUGGUGGAUCGGGAUAACCUACAGUUCCUCUUUGAACGAAACGACGGAAGGUACCAUAGUGUGGCUGGACACCUCCAACAUCACUUACAGCAAGUGGCAUCAAGACCCGCCCUUGGUCCUCCCUUCUGCAUGCGGCUAUAUCUUGAAGAACUCUGGCUAUGAGUGGAGCAUCACAGAAAACUGCAGCCAAGAGUUUGACUUCAUCUGUGAAUUUGAGUCAGGCCAUAGUAUGGCUUGUGACAACUUUAAUGCCACAGUACAAUGUGGAUCAGGAGACGUGAUUCAAGUUGGGGACAGUUUCUACGGACGAAAAACUCCCCACUACUGCGUACUGGAGACUCCCCUGCAGUUUGAUGUGGAAGAAGAAUGUAGCUGGAUCAGCAUAAAGGAUGAAGUUGCAGGGCAAUGUCAUGGGCUCCAAGCUUGUCAAGUAGCAGCUGAUGGGACCUUUUUUGGAGAUCCUUGUCCAGGUUUGGGAAGCUACCUGUCUAUUCAGUACCACUGCAUGGAAGGCUUGCAACUGGCGGUGGCAGAGAGCAGCUUCGUCUUCGAGAAUAUCACCAUCUCAUUUAAAUGGCUUCUUACACCUUACUCUGGCAACCUCUCAUGCAUCAUUAGCACCGGAGAUGGAAACACAAUUGAUCCUUACUACCCGCCAACUUCAUUUAGCAACGUGACCUACAACUACGAUUCUCCAGGUGAAUUCACCAUCUUUGUGGAAUGCACCACCAGUGAAUGGCAUGUGACAGCCCAAACGCUUAUAACCAUCCAGGAUAAAAUGGACGAACUUAUUGUCAUUGGCUGUUUCAGUGCUUUCGAAGCUGGGAACAGCUCUUGUUGCAGAACUCUUUAUGAAGAAACAUUAUGGAUCCAAGUGACACUUAAUGGAGGUAGUGGGGUGACUUACUCCAUAGUAGCAGAUAACAAAACACUGAUGGAGUCCAGUGUCAAAGCAGGAACCAUUCCUCACAACCUGACCUUGGAUGUCACAUCUCAACAGUUGCUUGGUCCCGGGGUACAUCACCUCAAAAUCUUUGCCUCCAGCAACACCACCGAAGCAGAAAUUUCAGAAGGCCUCACCAUUCAUUUAGUUGAACCAGUCACCGGUCUUCAAGCAAUGCUAAGCUCCAACUCUAUGAAAUUAGGAGAAGAUCUGGAGAUAACGGUCUCUGCACCUCAUGGGCAACCUGAAAAGCUGAGGUUUGAGGUGAUUGGAUCAAAUGAAACCUUUUCUCACUUGAAGGAUGGUCCUGAAGGAGAAAACAAAACCUACAAGAUUCCAGUGAAAUCUGAAGGUGUCUUCGUAGUCAAGCUGCUUGCUAUGAAUGCCUUCUCGAAUAUGAGCAUCGACGUAGGCACGGUCACCGUCUCGUCCAACAGCUCUGAACCUUUUGAGGACAAAGUGGAAACCGACAUCAAUGGCAAAAUGAGAACUGACAGCAACUGGAAAAAGCGAAUGUACAUUAAGCCCAGCCGUCAUGCUGGUAUCUUUGCCACAGUUAUUCUUGGCUGGCCUGAAGACGACAACACCUCUCUUUACUCAUGGUCUUGUGGACACUGCUGGCCUGAGUGGACGGAAUGCGUUCAACAGCGAUCCAUCCUCGUUGACCAAAGAGAAAUACAGAUCCCACCCGCCUGCUUGCCUCCUCCCAGUUCUGCAGUAACUGUGAAACUUACAGUUCAGACCCCAGGGAAAGAAACCAAGAAGGAUGAGCAAUGCCUUUACUUGACAGCAAAACAAGAGCUGAGCCUCCAAAUCAGCUGCAAUACGAACUGCAAGCCAGUAAAUAUUUCUGAAGAUGUCAUGCUUAGAGUCUCUGCAGGGACAGACUCAAAAGAUACUCUCUACACAUGGUACUUAGACAAUACGUUCCUCAGAAAGCCCAGUCCGCUUCCACCAGGAUGUAACUUGAAUGGCUUCCGGCAGAGCAACCUGACCUUGCUUCAGAGCAAUUCGACAGUGUUGGUGUUGAACAGCUCCUUUCUGCAAACACAAGGAGAAGCCUUCAGAAUUAAAGCUACAGCAACAAGUGAACACAAAUAUGGUGAAGCAACUUAUAUUCUGAGCACUGUGCCUCCCCCUGCAGUUCCAGUAUGUGCUGUAUCCCCUAAGCAAGGAUCAGUGCUAACUCUCUUCUCCAUCUCCUGCCACCCUCCCUGCCUGGAGGACCAGUGUGGUCCAUUGGACACCUCCCCACUGACAUACUGUUUCUACCUGGAGCCAAAUUCUCUCUUGCACUGUGGUCAAGACCCUCACCUAACUUCAGUUUACCUCCCACUCGGAGAAGAGGACAAUAACUUCCUUUUACAUAUAAUCAUUGCUGUGAGUAACAGCUAUGGGGACAACGUCCACACGAAGGCCACAGUCAGGGUUCAAUAUGAAGAUAUUCACACUGGGAACCAGACCCUCCAGGCCAUUUUAUCAGAAAAAUCAAGCACUAUCCUGAAAGGAGAGAACAACAGCAUGUCCCUGUUCCAGCUGUACAAGUCAGUAUCGUCGGUCCUCAAUCAAGAGACGAAGGAAGAGAGUGUCAAUUCAUCUCUGCGGACAGAUACACGGAAAGAGCUGAGAGAGUUAAUGUUGACCACUCUAUCAGCUGUCAACGUAACAUCCAUGCAGACAGCUCUCAAGAUGUCCGAGGUGCUCAAAGAAAUCACAUAUAGGAGCGAAGAGCUUUCGUCCUCUGCUCAGGUAGAAGCUGGUAAUACUCUGAAGGAUGUGAGUGAAUCCUUGCUGAUUGUCACCCCUGAAGAUGGAGAGGACGACCAGAAGCGCAAGGAUGCUGCCUCCUACCUGUUCAACGCAGUGAACAAUGUUCUCGAAGCUACUGUGCAGAAUGGGACAGAGGAGGCUUCUGUCCCAGAGUCUAAACAGAGCUUGGUGUCCCAGCAACUACUGACCACUGUGGACAACCUCCAGAGUGCCCUCCUCAUCGGGAAACUGCCUGAUGAUGAACCCACAGUGCUAACAGCGCCCUCUGUGGCCAUGUACAUCAACAGGUUGCAGACAGAUGAUGUGGACAGCACAUCCAUUAAUAUCGCCAACUCUAGCACAGCUAGCUUCACCCUACCUUCCGCCUCUUCUCUCAGCAUCUCAGGAGCCAGUGAUGAGACAGUGGAUAUCCGGAUGGUGAGCUUCUCUGUGAAUCCCUUUUCCUCAACUGACAGCUUUGAUAUUCAUGGAACUGUGGGAGGUCUCACUCUCACCAGCCUAGAUGGGUUGGUCAUUCCAGUUAGGAACCUUACAGAAGAUAUUGAGAUACUGCUGCCAAGGAGUCUGGACAUUCAAGAAGACCUAAGCAUGUUGAAUCUGGGAAACUUCAGUGCUCUCCAAGUCAAUGUGACCUCAGCAAAUACAUCUCUAGUAAUUCAUCUGGAGCUGGACCAAGAUGUUCCACUAAUCUUGUACCUGGGAUAUGGCUAUCAACCCAAUGAGUCUGAGCAUGAUUUCAUAGCACAUGUUGCUUUUGACAGAAACGCUAGAGAUAUGGUAUAUUCUUGGAUUCUUCAUCCGGAAGACCUCAUUUUUGGAGAAGGAACUUAUUAUUUCAUAGUGAGAGCAGAAACAGAACUUGGGCCGGUAGACCUCAGUGACAUAAACCUCUCCAUCACUUGCUUUGUAUCCCAGUGUGUAUUCUGGGAUGAGCAGCAAGGAAAUUGGAAUAGCUACGGAUGCCAUGUUGGCCCCAAAACCACCCCCAGCCGCACCCAGUGUCUCUGUAACCACCUGACAUUCUUUGGGAGCUCUUUCUUCAUUAUGCCCAACACAGUUGACAUCAGCAAAACUGUGGAGUUGUUUGCCACGUUCGUGGACAAUCCCGUAGUCGUGACGACUGUAGGCUGCAUCUUCCUUGUGUACCUGCUGGUUCUGAUCUGGGCUAGAAGAAAAGACAUCCAAGAUAAUGCCAAAGUGAAAAUAACGGUGCUGGCGGACAAUGAUCCCUUUGCUCAGUAUCGGUAUCUGGUGACUGUUUUUACGGGACACCGUCGAGGGGCAGCUACAACCGCCCAGACCUCCAAAGGCUUCCAAGAUGGACAUAUCUGGUAUUCCAUCUUCAGCCGCUCUCCUCGCAGCAGCUUCACCCGAGCCCAGCGGGUGUCCUGCUGCUUCUCGCUCCUUCUGUGCACCAUGUUGACCAGCAUCAUGUUCUGGGGGGUGCCGAAGGAUCCGGCAGACCAGAAAAUGGAUUUAGGUAAGAUAGAGUUCACGUGGCAAGAGGUGAUGAUUGGCUUCGAGAGCUCCCUCCUCAUGUUCCCCAUCAACCUGCUCAUCGUGCAGAUCUUCAGAAACAUCCGUCCUCGGCCUAACAGAGAGAAGAAGCCAGGGAAAAGUGGGCGAGUAUCCCCCAGUCUAUCUCCUCCUCCCCAUCAGGCUGCCCAGAGCAUGUCACUUACUCCUGAAGCUGUGAUCAAGGACAUCAGGCGAAUUGCCAACUCCCUCUUCAAGACCCUCGGAGCUCCCUUCCCUUCCUUGGAGCCUGAUUUGGGGAAAUCUACCGACAUCAACAAGCUUUUGGCCUUAGUGGAAGACAUUAUCUGUCAGCAGAACAGAAUUGGACAGGAAUUUUAUGACGAGAGCAAGAAGAAAGAUGACCCAAUUAUCAUUACUCUCGGCUUGGUGGAUUUACAAGAAAAGACCAGGAGCCCAACGCCAGAGAGAGGGAUGGGUGAAAGGCUGAAACACCGAGACUACAACCGUUGCCUCUACAUGCAGCUGCAGAACGUGGAGAUGGAACUGCAACUCCUGGGGGCUCACCGAUUCCAGAACCCAAAAAGCUAUUCCCAGGCUGUUCGCCAGGUUCAGCAUAUGAAGGACUUCCUGGAAAGUCAACUCUGCCCUGCAGCAUCCACCAGUGAGAGGGGCUCACCUACUCCCAGCCUUCUGGGAGAGGAUAAGAAGGAGCCAGCACCCAAAGGCCUGCCUUGGUGGUGUGUGUUCAUUGGCUGGUUCCUGGUUGCCAUCACUAGUGGUGUAUCUGGAUUCUUCACGAUGCUUUAUGGGCUCCAUUAUGGCAAGGAGAAUUCCAUCAAAUGGCUGAUCUCCACAGCCAUCUCUUUCUUUGAAAGCCUUUUCAUUACACAACCACUGAAGGUACUAGGAUUUGCUGCUUUCUUUGCUCUGGUUCUGAAAAAAAUGGAACAGGAAGAUGAGGAGAAUACAGCCAUUGAUGCACCUCUCUCUGCCCCAGGUGACUCAAACCCUCUCUUCGGAGCCCGCAGAGACAGCGGAAGCAACAUCUACCAGCCUCCCCCUCUGACCGACAUUGAGAAGAUGAAGAGCAACCGCCUGAAGGAGCAGAAAGCAUUUGCCCUGAUUCGUGGAAUAUUUGCCUAUUUGGGUUUCUUGUGGAUGUUGUUGUUGGUUGCCUAUGGCCAGCGUGAUCCUAACUCCUAUUACCUCAACAAACAUAUUGAGAGUAGCUUCACUGAUGGCUUCCAAGAUAUUUUCAGCUAUCAGGAUUUCUUCAAGUGGGCCAGGACAACAUUAGUCAGCAGUUUAUACGGCCCAUAUCAAGGCUUCAUCACAGAUGGCAACUCCAAGCUGGUGGGAAGUGCUCGGAUUCGUCAAGUGAGGGUGAAGGGCCACACCUGCCCCAUAGACCCUCAGCUGCGGCUGACCGUUCAAGAAUGCCACGCCUCUUAUUCUUUUGAUGCGGAAGACGCAUCAGACUACGGGGAACGCUGGAACAUCUCUUCCACAGCGAAUUCUUCGGAGUUGAGUUCUGCCUGGCAAUAUCAGAGCCAAUCCAAACUGAGAGGGCAUCCAAUCUGGGGGAAACUGGCAGUCUACAGAGGUGGAGGAUAUGUGGUUCACCUGGGGACUGACUCCCAUAAUGCUUCCAGAAUUCUCCAGUACCUCUUCGACAACAUCUGGCUGGACACUUUUACGAGAGCUGUGUUUGUCGAGUUCACUGUCUACAAUGCCAAUGUGAACCUGUUCUGCAUCGUAAGCCUCAUGUUUGAAACCAAUGCAUUAGGAGCCUUCUUCACACGGGCGGAGCUGCAGAGCAUCCGGCUUUAUACGUACACAGAUGGUCUUCAUAUCUUUGUGGUAGCAGCGGAAGUGAUUUAUUUCCUGUUUGUCAUCUACUACAUGGUGGUCCAGGGAAAGCUCAUGCGAGCUCUGAAAUGGAACUACUUCCGCAGCAAGUGGAACCUGCUGGAACUGGCCAUCAUCUGCAUCAGCUGGAGCGCACUGAUAGUAUUUACACGACGGACUAUCCUGGGUUUACGGGACAUCAGCUACUACCAGGAGCAUAAGGAUGAGUUCGUGAGCUUCAAUCAAACAGCAACCGUAGAUGCAGUUCUGGGCUACCUGAUUGCUUUCUUGGUGCUUCUCUCCACGGUGAAGCUGUGGCACCUCUUGAGGCUGAAUCCCAAACUGAACAUGAUCACCUCCACCCUACAGAGGGCCUGGGGGGACAUCUCAGGAUUUGCCACUGUGAUUAUCAUCAUGUUCCUCGCCUACUCCAUAGCUACAAACUUGAUCUAUGGCUGGAAGCUGAAUUCAUACAAAACCCUCUUUGAUUCAGCAGAGACCAUGGUCAGCCUUCAGUUAGGAAUCUUCAACUAUGAAGAGGUCCUGGAUUACAAUCCCAUUUUGGGUUCCUUCUUAAUUGGCUCGUGCAUCAUUUUCAUGACCUUUGUGGUGCUGAAUCUGUUCAUUUCAGUGAUCCUUGUCGCUUUCAGUGAGGAGCAAAAGCAUUACCAGGCUUCAGAUGAGGAAGAGAUUGUUGAUCUGAUUGUGAUGAAAAUCUGCAGCUUCCUUGGAAUUAAAUGCAAAACUGAUCCUAAAUCAGCCUGUGACAAGCUGCUAGAAGAACCUGCAACCAACUAAUAGCCUCCAUUUAACACUGCUUUUGGUUUGUGUUUCGUGUUGCAGCUGCCUUUUGGAUAUUGUAGUUUGUGACUGCGAACUGUUAGGGCAGAAUAUAGAACUAUGUUCACAGAUGAAGCCUCAGCUUAAUCUUUAAUAUUUGCCCUAUGAUUGUGGCCUUAUUGAUAGAUUCAAGAAUGAGUGCUAAAUCGAAUCAUUAAAUUGCUACUAGCUUGACUGUGUAUAGUGCUGUAGUCUGUCAUUAUUCCAAAGUGUAAAAUAAAUGUUGCAGAGUCUUCUGGCUUAAUGACAGCAUCAUGACUAGUUCAGAAUGUAAUUAUCCUUGCAAGAUAAUUUAUUGAGAAAUACUGCAUGUUAUGGAAAAACUAAGACAGAAUAAUUUCGUUGGGCAAAUGAAUUAAUAUCAAUAAAUGCAAUUUUAAAUGUUAC
This is a messenger RNA of Sphaerodactylus townsendi, 7518 nucleotides long. It is a transcript of the gene PKD1L2, whose product is annotated as polycystin 1 like 2. The coding region runs from base 1 to 7089 and encodes 2362 amino acids. The transcript has 41 exons. The record is from RefSeq and is a predicted model, not a curated record. Gene Ontology annotation, molecular function: carbohydrate binding; calcium channel activity; calcium ion binding. Lineage: Eukaryota; Metazoa; Chordata; Lepidosauria; Squamata; Sphaerodactylidae. Gene Ontology annotation, cellular component: membrane. Gene Ontology annotation, biological process: detection of mechanical stimulus.